Gopherus flavomarginatus (Mexican gopher tortoise) is the source of this 1556-nucleotide messenger RNA. RefSeq names its product homeobox B6 (gene HOXB6). The record is from RefSeq and is a predicted model, not a curated record. The coding region runs from base 207 to 878 and encodes 223 amino acids. Gene Ontology annotation, cellular component: nucleus. Gene Ontology annotation, molecular function: RNA polymerase II cis-regulatory region sequence-specific DNA binding; DNA-binding transcription factor activity, RNA polymerase II-specific. Lineage: Eukaryota; Metazoa; Chordata; Testudines; Testudinidae. Gene Ontology annotation, biological process: anterior/posterior pattern specification; regulation of transcription by RNA polymerase II. The transcript is spliced from 2 exons.
CCUCAUGGGUGCUAUUUUGUAAUCUCAGACUCUUGCUAUUGGUCAGUCCAUGAUCAGAUGGUUCUAUUUCCUUGUGUCCCUCGCUGGCACCCAGCCAUCCCCCUUCAGCUAAAACCCAAUCUCCGAUAUACUACUAAUAGCUAAACCACUUGGACUAUAAAACACAACAAAUCAUAAAGCCAGGAAAGGACGGCUGCCUCCUCUCAAUGAGUUCUUAUUUUGUCAAUUCUACCUUCCCGGUGAGCCUGGCUGCUGGACAGGAGCCCUUCCUGGGACAAAUCCCGUUAUAUGCCUCAGGAUAUGCGGAUCCUUUAAGACACUACCCCGCUACCUAUGGAGCCACUAGCGUCCAAGAUAAGGGUUAUCCCUCCUCUUCUUAUUACCAGCAAGCUAACGGAGCUUACAGCCGGACCACAGCGUGUGACUAUGGGACAGCUGGUUUUUACAGAGAGAAGGACCCUGUCUGUGCCACCUCAAACCUAGAUGACCAUGUUCAGUUUGCCCCAGAUCAGCGGAAGUCAGACUGCGCACAGACCAAAACUGUUUUCGGGGAAAGCGAUGACCAGAAGUGCUCUACUCCCGUCUACCCCUGGAUGCAGCGGAUGAAUUCUUGCAACAGUUCAUCUUUCGGGCCAAGUGGCAGGAGAGGCCGGCAAACCUACACCCGCUACCAAACCCUGGAACUGGAGAAGGAGUUCCACUUCAACCGCUAUCUGACCAGGCGUCGCCGGAUCGAAAUCGCACACGCACUUUGCCUGACAGAACGCCAGAUCAAAAUCUGGUUCCAGAACCGGAGGAUGAAAUGGAAAAAGGAAAACAAACUGCUCAACUCCACGCAGCUGAGCGCGGAGGAGGAGGAGGAGAAAGCAGCGGAGUGAAAGUAUUAUUUAAGAGAAAGAGAGAAAUAUCCCAACAGUUGGAGGAGGUAGAGGGUGGUGGGGGGAAGGGUUGGAGUGGAAGAGAAAAAUGCACCCCAAGGGGUGCACCCUUUGUAAAAUAACCGAGACGGUUUGAAGGUGGCGAGCCACCAACAUACAUUUGCACCGUUGGACUCGUGUUCAGUUAAUCUGUCGUGUCAAAACAAAAAUCAGGCUUCUAGUUGAGGUUUCCCCCCCUUCUAUUCCUCCAAAUGUAAUAUAAAAUAAUAAUAAUAAUUUGGAACUCUUACCUGUGUUUCUGCCCUUGGUGUCACUGUUAGUAACCCGCUAACUCUUGUAUUUAAUGGAGGUGCUGCAAUAUAUGUCAUUUUUGGUGUUUAUUGUCUUAAUUUUGUAAACUGUUUCAUGCACGAUUGACUUAUAGAUUCCCCCCCUUCCCGGUUGUUUUUUCUUUUGGUAAAUUAAUCAAACCCUGGGGUCUUUGUAAUUAGUUUCUUUUGUUUUUGUUUUUUUAAAGAGAAAACCUACUGAAGGAACAAAUACUACCUGAAAGGAUGCAAAAGCAACAACAACAACAAAAAAAAUUAUAUUUUAUUAAUUUUUUGUACGUGUCGUGUUUGUAGUUUGUCUUAGGUAUGGCCAUGGAAUACCCUAAUAAAAGCAAAGUAUUCGGACUCA